GCAAGCGACUUCCGGCGGCCAUUGUUUGACUCGUGGUGAACGUUUUGCUGCUGUGCGGUAUAUUUACAGCAGAGCGAAUCGCGUUGACAAUGUUCACACAGAAUCCUAUGAAAAGACCUUUCGAAGGAGGCGACAAUGUCUCUGGUUGGGGUGCUGGAAGCAACCCAAAUAUGGGCAAUAAUGGUAGCAAGGCAGAAGAUAGGAAGAAGAAAAGGCGGAGUCGAUGGAACACAGAGUUUGAUGACAAGACUGUUAUUCCAGGAAUGCCAACUUACAUUCCACCUGAUCUCACAGCAGAGCAAGAACGACAGUACUUGGUGCACCUACAGAUUGAAGAAAUAAGUCGUAAGCUGCGCACUGGGGACCUUGGCAUUCCACCUAAUCCAGAACAAAGGUCUCCUUCUCCGGAACCCAUAUACAACAACGAGGGGAAGAGGCUGAAUACAAGGGAGUACCGGACAAGGAAACGUCUUGAAGAGGAUAGGCAUAAACUCGUGCAGGAAGCACUGCAAUUGAAUACAGACUACAAACCACCACCAGAUUACAAACCUCCAGUGGUGCGGGUCAGUGACAAGGUGAUGAUACCACAGGAGGAACACCCAGAUAUCAACUUUGUUGGUUUGCUGAUAGGUCCCAGAGGAAAUACGCUGAAAAACUUGGAAAAAGAUACUGGUGCGAAGAUCAUCAUAAGAGGCAAAGGUUCAGUAAAGGAGGGUAAGAUAGGCCGUAAAGAUGGGCAGCCACUGCCAGGAGAAGAUGAACCUCUACAUGCAUACGUCACAGCGAACAACCCAGAGAAUGUUCAGACUGCUGUUGAGAAGAUCAAGGAGAUUAUACGACAAGGUAUUGAAGUUCCUGAAGGACAAAAUGAUCUCAGAAGGCAGCAGCUUAGGGAGUUAGCCCUCCUCAAUGGAACACUGAGGGAGAAUGAUGGAUUAGCGAAAUUGAAACAGCUACAACAGGCACAGACAAUCAUCACAAACACAAUCAUCUGUACAGUGUGUGGCGGCACGGGUCACAUUGCACAAGAUUGUAAAGAGAAAAAACCUGGUGAUGGUUUCAGAAUGCAGCAGGCCCCUAUUCAAUCACAAGCUGAUAAAGCUAAAAUGGACAGUGAGUAUAUGUCUCUGAUGGCAGAGUUGGGUGAAGGCCCUCCACCUAAAGUAGAAAGGCCAUCUCAUGUUUUCAAUCAACCCAGACACUCAAACUUCAAUCAGCCACCACCAAACCCUAUGGCAAUCAAUCCUCCAUGGCCUCAGAACGCAGGUGCUAAACAUAACUUAGGGCCACCUAGUUUCCAAACCCAACAGCAACAUCGUGGGGGCAUGCCUCAGGUGAGCAAUGCCUCUCAAAUUCAACAGCAUGGUGUGAUAAGCACAGGUAUGCCCCCUGGCGUCCCACCCCCGCAACAGUUCACCACUGCUCCCUCGCUAGCACCAUGGCAGCAGCCCAACAGUUCUGCACAGUCUGGAGUAACAACAUCUAUGGGUGUUCCCCCACCCCCUCCUUCACUGCUGAAUCCGCCGCCACCACCUCCACCAAACAACCAACAUACCUCCACACCCUGGAUGCAGUACUCACAAGCAGGUCCAGUUCCUCCACCACCACCAUCCACAACAGCUCACUGGCAGACACAAGCAUCAGCGCCACCUCCACCAUCGAAUUUGCCACCAUGGCAACAACAGGCUCCACCCCCUCCUGUUCAACCCCCCAUGCCGAGUGGUGUAGCUCCACCACCACCGCCUGUUAGUCAGGGUUACAACCCUGUACCUCCUCCUCCGCCCCCACCUGGUGGUUUUGAUGUCAAUCAACUGGGUGGCGUGAACCCUAUGCUGGUUCCACCGCCACCACCACCACCCCCUUCAUCUUAAGGUCAAGUUUUGUCAUAGUUAACGGAAUCACGGUGGAAGCGAAAUGUACUGCAUCCUGUUGAUGGUUUUCAAAUAGAUCCUUUAACAAAUUCAUCUUGUUUGCAAUAUGAUCUAAAUCAUCCAGUCUUUUUUUUUGUUAAGAGGUACUAAUACCCGAGUAAAUGCCUGUCUACAUAGUAGAAAAAGAAAAUCACUAAUAAUAUGGGCCUUAUUUGGUCAGAAGUUGAAGAGAAUAAUUUAUUCUGCUCCCAAUGCAAUUUUGGAGCAUCUAAAGGAUUUACAGUGAUAGUUUAAGCCAACAGUUUUUUUCAAGAAUUUGGAAGAUGGUUUUGUGUCCCUUAUUGUAUAGUUGUUUGUCUUAUUUGUACAUACAUGCACCUUUGAUGAUCAAGAAAUGUCAUCUAUCACUUGUACUAGUCCCAGUUUGUUUUGUAGAAAUGUGAUCAAUUGUAGGCAAGUUUUAUUUUCACUAAGUGCUGUUAACAUUGCUUCUAAUAAUUCCAUGUGAUUUUGUGCCAGGUUUGCAUUUCAUAACAUUCUCAUCACUUAAGUGGAAUACAAUCUGCUACUGGAUAUGGAUUAGACUUAUUCACCCAAGUUGUGUAUGCAUUGUUCUUCCUAAAUGUAAAUAUUUCAUUUCAUUCAGUUAAUUGUGUAGAAAUAAUUUCAUUUUGUGCACUUUUGUAUGCUUAAGUUAGCACUACUUUCCAAUGUAAUGCUAUACUAGUACUCAAAUGAAUUUGUACAAAUUAAAUAAGGAAAUAAAUAAAUAUGAAAUCAA
Haliotis rufescens (red abalone) is the source of this 2652-nucleotide messenger RNA. RefSeq names its product splicing factor 1-like. The transcript is spliced from 13 exons. The coding region runs from base 90 to 1871 and encodes 593 amino acids. Gene Ontology annotation, cellular component: nucleus. Gene Ontology annotation, molecular function: mRNA binding; zinc ion binding. Gene Ontology annotation, biological process: regulation of mRNA splicing, via spliceosome. The record is from RefSeq and is a predicted model, not a curated record. NCBI's taxonomy places the organism in Eukaryota, Metazoa, Mollusca, Gastropoda, Lepetellida, Haliotidae.